Messenger RNA from Mercenaria mercenaria, 1445 nucleotides. Its product is annotated as carbohydrate sulfotransferase 15-like. Lineage: Eukaryota; Metazoa; Mollusca; Bivalvia; Venerida; Veneridae. Gene Ontology annotation, molecular function: N-acetylgalactosamine 4-sulfate 6-O-sulfotransferase activity. Gene Ontology annotation, biological process: hexose biosynthetic process. The record is from RefSeq and is a predicted model, not a curated record. The transcript is spliced from 3 exons. The coding region runs from base 198 to 617 and encodes 139 amino acids.
UCGUUGGCGACUCUCUAGAAAAACUGUUACCUUUCUGUAAGUUGACCUGAUGUAAGCGAUAUAGGGCCACAUGGCUCUUAGAGGAUUUGUUUUCUCUUUAAUUUGCAAUUUAUUUCAGAUUGUAUUCACAUUAUUUCCAUGGCCGGUUUGGCAAUUCUUCAUUUACUUUUCACAAUCACACUGUGCAGUCGAUCGGAAUGUUGCAAGAGUGUUUCAAGCUACAUUCUACAAGACAUUGUUUAUUUUCCAAGUCAGUGACAGGCAACUUGAAGACGCCGAUCUAUGCAAGCUUUGAUGUAGUUCAUCUUAGGGAAUGGUUAAAAGCGUUUCCACGGGAACAAAUCAUGAUAUUUAGAACGGAAGAUUUCUCAAAAAAUAUUCAAGGAUAUUUGAUUCAAGUUUUUAAAUUUCUUGAUAUAUCUGUACCAAACAACACGAUUUUGCAAAAGAUGUCAUCAAUGCCACACUUCCGGAUAACAUCUGGCAAAGUUAAGGCUGGACCUAUGUUACCUGAAACUCGAAACCUGUUGAAAAAGUUUUUUCAACCCUUUGUCAGUGAGCUGGCAGCGUAUCUCCAUGACGACAGAUAUUUAUUUUGCGACACAAACUUUUGUUGAAUGGUAUUAUGUUAUGGCAAAAUAUUACCGAUUCCUAUUAUCGUUAUUUUCAUUAAUUUCUUAUAAAAUUAACAAAUCGUCUGACGCAACACUUGCAAAUUUAUAAAUAUCCUUAAAAUUCUAGCGAGUGCAUUUUUGAAAGUUUAUAUACUUUUAGUACAAAUGUUGGCAUUCAGUAGCUUUGCAUUAUCGUAACCUACAAAUUUAUUCUAUUUACGAUCUAUCCGUAUUUUAAUCAAGGAAAAUAUAUCAAUAAAUAGCUUAAAAACGAGAUUAAAAACGGCAAUUUUAUUUUCAACUACUACAACAAGAAUAAAACAAUCAGCAUAUGUACGGUAACUGGUCUUAAUUUUGUGAAAAUUAUCUGCGCCACUAUUUGCUUGUAACCUCAAUAUAUUUUAAACAUUUGUUUUUCUUUUAUUAUUAUUAUUGUUAUUAUUAUUAUUUGUAAUUAUAUCACUUUUGAUAUUUGCUCAAGUUUUAAUACUAUGAAAUUCAAGUAUAUUUGACAACAUAAUGUGCUAAAAGUGUGGUAAAUGUCAGUAUGGGAUUGAAAACACAUUGUGCUAAAUGUGGCAAAUUUCAAUAUGUAAAUGACAACACACUGUGCUAAAAGUAUGGUAAAUUUCAAUACGAUAUAGAUGAUAGGCUGUGCUAAAAUUUUGGUAAAUUGCGCAAACUUAUCGUAAAUAACAUUUAACGUAUUAGCAAAUAAAUGUUGCGUUAUAUGUUUGUUAAAUGUCUUAAUUUUUCAUUUAUUUGUAUUGUUUGAUAAACAGUGACGCUAUAUGAAUGUCAUGUAAUUCUGCAAGACGUAAAUAUAAUAAU